This is a messenger RNA of Drosophila arizonae, 3053 nucleotides long. It is a transcript of the gene Prp40, whose product is annotated as pre-mRNA processing factor 40. Gene Ontology annotation, molecular function: RNA binding; protein binding. Lineage: Eukaryota; Metazoa; Arthropoda; Insecta; Diptera; Drosophilidae. Gene Ontology annotation, cellular component: U1 snRNP; U2-type prespliceosome. Gene Ontology annotation, biological process: mRNA cis splicing, via spliceosome. The record is from RefSeq and is a predicted model, not a curated record.
AACCACGCAGCAAACAUUGUGAAUGACAAAACGGUAGAAGUGUAAAAAAAAGAAUAGUUAAAAUUUGCAAUUUGUGUCAAAAGCAUCGAAUUGGCUGCCGCAACAAAACGACCGGUACUCGUACCAAAACGUUAAAUUCAUUAAAUCAUAUAGCAAAAUAGUGAAAAUAUGAAUGUUCCUCCUAGCGCUGGCAAUGGCAAUGCAGCUAUACCGCAGCCGAUGCCGCCAGCAGCAGCCGCCGCUGCCGCAGCCGCAGCAGCUGCAGCAAUGGGCGGCAUGGGAUACACACAUCCUCACACGCCGGGCAUGGUUCCAGUGCCACCAUUUAACUUGCCUCCGCCAGGCUUCGGAGCGCCGCCGCCACCCGAACUGGCAGCUGCAUUCGGUGCCCUUGCCUCGAAUACGGAGUGGACGGAACAUAAAGCGCCGGACGGACGUCCGUAUUACUAUAAUCAAAAUACAAAACAAAGCUCGUGGGAGAAACCGGAGGCGCUGAUGACACCUGCCGAGCUGCUACAUAAUCAAUGUCCAUGGAAGGAAUAUCGGUCAGAUGCUAACAAGGUUUACUAUCACAAUGUGAGCACCAAGGAAACGUGCUGGGAGCCACCGCCGGAAUAUUUGGAUAUGAAGGCUAAAGCUAAGGCGGAGGAAGCAGCAGCAGCGGCUAAAGCUGUGGCUGCUAUGACCUCGUCCAGCUUGACUGGCAUGGUACCACACGUGGCAUUGGCCAAUAUACUGCCUGCAGCAUUGCCCACAGUGCCGCGAAUACCCACGCCGGAAAUUCACUCGCCUCUGACUCCGAGUAGCAAUGAAAAUAGUUCUUCAGCCAUGGAUCAGGCAAUGGCUGCCACGUUAGCAGCCAUCGAGGUCCCACAGCAGAAUAAUAAGAAAGAUGAUAAAAAUGGCACCGAAAAUAACACCCUUGUCUUCAAGGAUAAGCGCGAGGCAAUUGAGGCAUUCAAGGAGCUUCUGCGCGAUCGUAAUGUACCAUCCACUGCUAACUGGGAUCAGUGUGUGAAGAUCAUAUCCAAAGAUCCGCGAUACAAUGCCUUCAAAAAUCUUAACGAACGCAAACAAACCUUUAACGCCUACAAAACACAAAAGAUAAAAGAUGAACGCGAGGAAUCGCGAUUGCGUGCUAAGAAAGCGAAAGAGGAUUUGGAACAGUUUCUCAUGUCGAGCGAUAAGAUGAAUUCGCAAAUGAAAUACUUUCGCUGCGAAGAGGUGUUUGCCAACAAUCGAACUUGGACAGCAGUGCCCGAACAGGAUCGGCGCGAUAUAUAUGAGGAUUGCAUCUUCAAUUUGGCCAAGAGAGAGAAAGAGGAGGCUCGCUUACUAAAGAAAAGGAAUAUGAAGGUGCUCAGCGAGCUGCUGGAAUCAAUGACCUCCAUUACGUACACCACCACAUGGUCAGAAGCGCAGGUUAUGCUUCUGGAUAAUGCAGCAUUUAAAAACGAUGUGACGCUGCUUGGCAUGGACAAAGAGGAUGCGCUCAUUGUGUUCGAGGAACAUAUUCGCACACUGGAAAAGGAAGAGGAAGAGGAACGGGAAAGGGAAAAGAAAAGGUUAAAGCGGCAACAGCGUAAGAAUCGUGAUGCUUUUCUCGCAUUGCUCGAUUCCCUUCACGAAGAGGGAAAGCUCACCUCCAUGUCGUUGUGGGUAGAACUAUAUCCCAUUAUAUCGGCCGAUAUACGAUUCUCUGCUAUGUUGGGUCAAAGUGGAUCUACUCCUUUAGAUCUAUUUAAGUUCUAUGUAGAGAAUUUGAAAGCUCGCUUCCAUGAUGAAAAGAAGAUCAUACGUGAGAUACUCAAAGAGAAGCAAUUUGUAGUGCAAGCGAAAACAUCCUUUGAGGACUUCGCCACCGUCGUGUGCGAGGACAAACGAUCCGCCACCCUGGAUGCGGGCAAUGUGAAGCUCACCUAUAACGCGCUGCUGGAAAAGGCCGAGGCCAUUGAAAAGGAGCGCAUGAAGGAGGAAGUAAGACGUUUGCGUAAAUUAGAAAAUGAAAUCAAAAACGAAUGGUUGGAGGCGAAUGUCUCGGUCAGCGAGCCCUACGACAGUGCCAAAAAGCUGGUCGAGCAUUUAGAAGCUUUUGCCUUGUAUGAAAAAGAAAUUGGCGUGGAAAAGAUUUGGGAGGACUUUAUCAAAGAGAGCGAAGAUGCCUGUAGUCACCAUCAUUCGCGCUCGCGUAAAUCCAAAAAGAAUAAAAAGCAUAAAAAACGUGUUAGGUCUACGUCUAGAUCAGAUAUUGAAAACGAGCUGGUUGAACUGGAAAAAUCUAAGAAACGACGUUCCAAAUCACGCUCCAAUUCGCUUAGUUCAAUUGGCAGCAUUGAGAGUGAAAAGCUGUUAAAGAAGAAGAARAAACGCAAGAACAAAUCCAGAGCCUCAUCUUGCGAAUCGGACUUGAUCAAUCAGUCGCCCCUCAAUGCUGCCGCCCUGCAGCAAAAUGAUUCAAAUUCCCACUCGCCCGCUAAAAAGAAGAAAAAAGAGAAGCGCACCAAACGGGACAAGGAAAGCAAACAACGGCAUCAGAACAAUCGUUCAGUGACUCCGCUCAGUCCUGCAGCUCAAUCUGAUUCGGCGACAUCUAGAAAUGAGGAGCUGACGCUGAGUGAUGGCGAACUGGAAUCCAAGCGUGCAGCGCUGCUGGCCCAGCUCAAUGAGCAUCUGGACGAAUGACCAAGAUAUUAUAGAUAAACGGACCACAACACCAGUUAGCGUAGUUAGCUAUGGCCAUAAAUAGAUACGCAAGGAGUUCGUGCGCCUAGUUGUAUAAGUUGUAUAAAAGAUACGUUCAUUCAGCUACAGCUACAUAUAUAGUUUGUAAAUGCUAUAAUGUAUUUGUACUAUCGCACAGCUCCUCACUUGCUUUGCUCGGGAAUCCUUUUUUGGCCACCUGUCGCAACACACAACAGGCAACAACAGAAUAUGUAAGUUUUUUCAUCAGCGCUAAGUUUUAUUGUAAAGAAAUUUGAAUAAUAAUAUGAUCAUUUUAUAAGACAUCAAGCAAAAGAAAUAAUAUUCGCACUUUGUGUGAACAACAAAACGAA